AUGAUUAAAGACGAUUGGUUGAAACCGAAAAUGAUAAAAGAGAGAGACAUUAUGAUCAAGCGAGCGCGAAUAGCACGAAUGUUUACAAUAUUCGGAUAUAUUAUAAUGCUCAUAUCCUUUACUUUGUAUGCAGUUCUUCCUGCAUUCGGUAUUUCCAUAAGAUAUGUGACAAAUGAAACGGAUCCAAACAAAUUAUUACCGCUACAAUCGUACUAUAUAUACGAUCGAGAUAAAAGUCCAUAUUACGAAAUAACUUACAUAAUGCAAAGUCUCGGAUCGUCAGCAGCAGGUUUUAUGUACACUACUGUAGAUAGUUUUUUAGGUUUAUUAGUUUUUCACGUAUGUGGUCAGUUGGAAAAUCUCAAAAAUCGUAUCACUCAACUGGAUAAAUUCCAAAAUUUCGAAAAAGCUUUAUCACACAGCAUGGUGAUUCAAGAUCGUGCCAUAUCAGUACUACGUUUAACUUACAUUAUAUUAACAUCUGUCAAUAUAGUUGCACAUACAUGUCUUUACUGCAUUGUAGGAGAAAUUUUGGUCACAGAAUGCGAAGGAGUUUAUGAAGCUGCAUGCAAGUAUAAAUGGUACAACUUGGAGCCAAAGAAAGCAAAAAGCUUAAUGAUGAUAAUGAUUCGAGCCAACAGAUCGUUGUACCUUACCGCAGGAAAACUAGUUCCUAUGACAAUGUCUACAUUUUGUCAAUUGUUAAAGACAUCGGCUGGUUAUAUAUCGGUUUUGCUGGCACAUCGAGAAUAA
This is a messenger RNA of Cyphomyrmex costatus, 753 nucleotides long. RefSeq lists its product as uncharacterized. The coding region runs from base 1 to 753 and encodes 250 amino acids. Gene Ontology annotation, molecular function: odorant binding; olfactory receptor activity. Gene Ontology annotation, biological process: detection of chemical stimulus involved in sensory perception of smell; sensory perception of smell. The record is from RefSeq and is a predicted model, not a curated record. Gene Ontology annotation, cellular component: plasma membrane. Lineage: Eukaryota; Metazoa; Arthropoda; Insecta; Hymenoptera; Formicidae. The transcript is spliced from 4 exons.